UCAAAUUCUGGUUGAGCGUCUAUUCUCCAGAAACUUCUCAGACAAAUCACAACCUCACACUUCACCCUAUAUAUAUAACGAUCUUCAACCUCCCAACGCUAUUUUUCUUUCCAAAACAAUUAGCGUCGAUUCUCAAUAUUCUCCAUAUUCGCAAAUCUCGAGUUCUCGCUGUUCACCUUCUACAAUGACAUCCUAUUCACGGAGAUCAAGGUAUUCUGCCUCUCCCUCCCCCUCUCCAUCGCCCUCUCCAUACAGGCGAUACGGUAGGUCUUUGUCCAGGUCUCUAUCAAGGUCCAUAUCCAGAAGCCGUUCAAGGAGCACUUCACGAGAUGCAGAAAAUCCGGGAAACAAUCUGUAUGUGACAGGACUGUCUCCCAGGAUUACCAAGAGAGAACUGGAAAAACAUUUUGCUGCUGAGGGAAAAGUUGUAGAUGUCCAUCUGGUUGUUGAUCCAUGGACAAGGGAGUCACGUGGUUUUGGAUUUGUGACAAUGGCGACUUUAGAAGAAGCUGAUCGAUGUGUGAAGUAUCUGAAUCGCUCUGUACUUGAAGGGCGUGUUAUCAUGGUGGAGAAGGCUAGAAGACGACGCGGUCGAACCCCAACACCUGGGAAAUAUCUAGGUCUCAGGACUAUUCGAGGACGACGUCACUCUCCAAGCUACUCUCCUAGUCCUCGUCGUUCUCCUAUCUAUUCUCGUUCUCCUAUCUAUUCUCCCUGUCGUUCACCUUAUUCUUCAGAUCGCAGUCGAAGUCGCUCUUACUCACCCGAAUACAGCCGACGAAGGACCUACUCUCCUGACUACAGGCGAAGGAGGGCAUACUCGCCAUACUAUAGUCGACGCAGGUCAUACUAUCGUUAUGACCGGCACAGGUCUUAUUCCCGGUCUCGCUCUCCUUACAGCAGGUCUCCUGUCAGCAUGCGUGACAGAUCAUACUCUCCCUAUGGCUCCAGAUAUGACUCACCUGAUGAUAGCUACUAUAGAAGGUACCGUUACAGAUCGGUUUCUCGAAGCGUCUCACCCAGGCCAAGGAGGAGCUACUCGCAGAGUGCCUCUCCUGUUCAUAGUGUCUCCCCCAGGCCAAGGAAGAGAUCAGGAAGGAGUCAUUCAAGAAGCUCUAGAAGGAGUGGUUAUUACAAAUCUAAGCAUUCUCGAUCAACUAGCUCAAGUUUGAGUGUUAGUUCCAGAUCGUUUUCAAGGUCCAACACUCCCGGAUCUACCUCUCCUUCAUAUUGAACAAUUAGUCUUUCCUAGAUUAGCUUUAAUAAUAGUCUUAUUAGUAUAGAAGCAUAUAUAGAGUAGUAGUAUGUGGAGUUCUUAGUUCUUUAGUUUUAUUCAAGACUUGUGUUGAGACAUGAGACAUCUAAUGUUAUGUUAUAUACUGUGGGUACUUGAAUUACUUUUCUAUGUACCAAAACGAUCUUUGUUGAUUCUUAAGGUUUGGUUGUGGUUUUUAGAGCA
This is a messenger RNA of Trifolium pratense (red clover), 1459 nucleotides long. Its product is annotated as serine/arginine-rich splicing factor SR45a-like. The coding region runs from base 185 to 1234 and encodes 349 amino acids. The record is from RefSeq and is a predicted model, not a curated record. Gene Ontology annotation, cellular component: spliceosomal complex. Gene Ontology annotation, molecular function: RNA binding. The transcript has 7 exons. Gene Ontology annotation, biological process: positive regulation of mRNA splicing, via spliceosome. Lineage: Eukaryota; Viridiplantae; Streptophyta; Magnoliopsida; Fabales; Fabaceae.